ACCAAAAUCGAUGGUACUCAACGCGUGGAAGGGGCAAAGGCUUGAAGGUGGGUGGGGUUUUCUUUUACUACCAAAAUCGAAUAAUCAUUCUUCCACGAAUAUAUUGCUUCACUAGGAUCUAACCUUCAUUGAUUUAACCAAAAAUAAUUUACUUUCUAUCGAUCUUCUUUGGAUAGCGUUCAUUCAUUCCGAUCCCAAUUUUUUUUUGUAUAUAUAAUUUUGGGGUUUGGGAUCAGUGUAAAUGGAGAAGGUGAUGAACAUUCUGAAACCGAAGCCAAAUCCUCAACAGUUGUUAAGAGAUUGGCAACGAAGGCUUCGCCAAGAGUGUCGAAACAUUGAACGCCAAAUUCGCGAUAUUCAGAGAGAAGAAAAAAAUGUUCAGAAAGCUAUUAGAGAAGCUGCAAAGAGGAAUGACAUUGGCUCUGCAAAGGCACUAGCUACGGAACUUGUGAGAUCCAGGAAAACAGUGAACCGUCUUCAUGAAAAUAAGGCGCAAUUGAAUUCAAUAUCAAUGCAUCUUGGAGAAAGUGUUGCAAUUGCUCGUACUGUGGGACAUCUGUCGAAGAGUGCUGAGGUUAUGAAGCUUGUCAAUAACCUCAUGAAGGCUCCUGAAAUGGCUGUGGCUAUGCAAGAGUUUAGCAAAGAAAUGACAAAGGCAGGUGUUAUUGAAGAGAUAGUAAACGAUGCUGUUGACUCGGCAUUAGAUUCCGAGGACAUAGAGGAUGAGAUAGAAGAAGAAGUUGAUAAAGUCUUAACCGCCAUAGCGGGUGAGACAGCCGCACAACUUCCUGAAGCUGUGAAGAAACCAAAGGUGAAACAACCUGCUCAAAGUGUUAGAGCUGCAGAGGAGGAAGAGGCUAUAGCCGAGGGCGUUGAUGAUGAGGAGGAAAUGGAAGAAAUAAGGGCAAGACUUGCUAAAGUUAGGUCAUAAAAAGUUUAUACUUUCUAGUCUUACAAUGCAGCCUCUACAUUGUACCCUGAUGAUAUAAGAGUUUAGAGAUGUUGACAUCUUUGUAUCCCAUUUGUCAUAUUUGUAUUGGAAAAGAUGACUAAUAUUACCAAUGGCAACAUAGUUCAUAUGUAAAUUACACGAGAUUCUUGGAAUAUCAAGCUAUAUAUUUUUAAGUUUAUUAGAUUAA
Messenger RNA from Cicer arietinum (chickpea), 1139 nucleotides. RefSeq names its product vacuolar protein sorting-associated protein 24 homolog 1. Gene Ontology annotation, biological process: vacuolar transport. Lineage: Eukaryota; Viridiplantae; Streptophyta; Magnoliopsida; Fabales; Fabaceae. The record is from RefSeq and is a predicted model, not a curated record.